Molecule: messenger RNA, 1704 nt
Organism: Akanthomyces muscarius
Lineage: Eukaryota; Fungi; Ascomycota; Sordariomycetes; Hypocreales; Cordycipitaceae
Exons: 8
Coding region: 1-1704 (567 amino acids)
Biological process (GO): regulation of DNA-templated transcription
Cellular component (GO): nucleus
Molecular function (GO): transcription cis-regulatory region binding; zinc ion binding; DNA-binding transcription factor activity, RNA polymerase II-specific
Source: RefSeq, a predicted model, not a curated record
AUGGCUUCAAACUCGCAAAGUGCAGUCGCGCCACGGCUGCGUAAAAAGCGAACGCCGACGGCCUGCGGUGCGUGUCGGGCGUCCAAAGUAAGAUGCAAUGGCGGAAACCCAUGCACGAGAUGUCGCUCUUUGAUGAAAUCUUGCAAUUUCACCGAGCGCCCGAAAGAACCCUACCAAGAGAAAAUCGAUGCGCUCAGUGCUGAAGUGUCAAAUUUAAGAAAACGCUUCUCCACAAGUCCAAGUGAUAUUCAGGAACCAGUUUCGACUGGCUCGGACUCCCGAGUGACAGCGCCGCUCGUUGCCGUCCAUGACAGCGCUUCUCAACGCUCCAGCUUAGCUCAUCGUGAGAUCCAACCAGCUGAAGUCAACUUGGGCUUUCGCAGAAGUCGAAGAUCGCACUUCACAACCAAAGUCGGGCAGGCGCCAGAUUUCGUCUCCGUCGGCCUCAUCACCUCGGAGCAAGCCGACCGCUAUUUUUCGACUUUUUUUGAUGGCUGCGACCACUACGUUCCCGUUUUCGACCCCGGCCUCGAUACGGUGCAGAGCGUCCGACAACGUUCCAGCCUCUUGUUUGGGGCGAUAUGUACAGUAGGCUGCCGCGUCGUGUGCGGCACGGAAUCACGCCAGUGGCGGCUGCUCAACUUCCAUCUCAAGCGCAUGCUCGGCAGCGUCAUGUCGGCUCCCGGCGGGACAACUAUGGAAACAGUCCAGGCACUUCUAGUGAGGGCAUGCUACUCUGCCGAAAGAUCAAUUCUCGUCGCGAGUGCCAUACGGCUGGCCAUCGAUAUCGGUCUACCCAGUGCGUACGACGAGUUAAUCGCACGCAUAAGCAAUAAUGAGGCGUCGGAUACAGUAGCGUUGAUGUGCCAAGCGCGCACGUGGCUUCAUGUGCUUGUUCUCAGUCAUAUUCUGCAUGUCGACGCCGGGGACAUGUUGACUGUCAGGUUCGCAGGAGAUCCGCGGCGGGCGAGAAUCAUUCUGGAUGAUCCACGGACCACCGUACUAGACCGAUUUCUAUUUGCAGUAUACGAAGAUGAAGAGGAUAUACUACUCUUGGUACGAGACUCCAAAAUUGACAUUGAGCUCUGGCACGGUGAUUGGGAGCGAAUACUUCAACAGAUGACCAAUGUCCCGCCGUGGAUCGUUGUCAAUCUACGAGUCCAAAAGUGCUGGGCAACCACAAUGGCUCUCUGCCGAGCGGUGCGAAUUGCUGGCACCGAUAAUGUCGAAUUUAUGUCCCCCGCGCAGCGAUCUAUUCUCUCCAUGGCAAAGGAAUCCCUCCGGCUGCACCUACAGACCAUCAUUUCGGAGCCGCGAUCGUAUCUGCACAACUUAAAGUACGCCAUGGAUUUCGUCUGGGCCAAAUGCGCCUUUUGCUAUCUACUGCUUUUGAAGCUAUGCAUCCUAUUGCCGGAAGAGAAUGGCAGCCUUAACGAUGAUCUGAUUGCCUGUGGAAGUAUCCUAUCGAGGGAGCUGAGCGACGCAGGCGGAGCCGGAAUGAUGGGAAUUUCUAACAGUACAGCCAAAAUGUACCUACAGCUCCUGCAGAUUGGCACCGAAAAAUUUACAGGGGCGCUACAAGGUAUUCUAACGCCACCAGCGAACUUGACUCGUUGGCUUGAUGAUAUUCUACUUAGCGCCUUGAAUGGAGGCGGAGACUUUUACGGUUUCAUGGAGCCUGCAUUGGAACUUGGCGAAGGUUGA